This is a messenger RNA of Procambarus clarkii (red swamp crayfish), 2187 nucleotides long. The record is from RefSeq and is a predicted model, not a curated record. Lineage: Eukaryota; Metazoa; Arthropoda; Malacostraca; Decapoda; Cambaridae.
AUGCACGUUUCUGCAAAGGAAUGGAAGCAUCAGAACGACAGUCGUCAAGAUACACAGGCAUGGCAGGCACCUGCUCUGGCCGAAACGCCCCCUCCAAAAACAGAAGAAGCCGCGCCCCCAGAAGCCAUGACCACAUCCACAGGUGGGGAUGGGACAUGGACCUCCACUGGGACAUCUCCACUACAUGCAGUGAAGGAGACGGCCCGACAUCUACACACACCGGCUCAUCAACCCCAGAGGCCACUGCAGUUACCAGACGUGUUUCGCAAGCCACAGAACCCGCCGCAACAGGCGGAGCAGCAGACAGGCAAUCAGACGUCUGAGGCACAGGACCCACACCGUCCUCAGAACCAUCCGAAUGCAACAGAGGAGAAAAAUCCUGUUCACGAAAAAUAUGCACUCUACCAGUUGCUCCCACGUCGCACACUGCAGCCAGAUGACCCACGUGACUACACCUAUAACAGUCUUCCAGUGUGUCGUCUCCCAGACGACACACUGGGAGACGACACAGACGACACUCUGGGAGACGACACUCUGGGAGACGACACUCUGGGAGACGACACUCUGGGAGACGACACGCUGGGAGACGACACAUACGACACACUGGGAGACGACACACUGGGAGACGACACAGACGACACUCUGGGAGACGACACACUGGGAGACGACACUCUGGGAGACGACUCAGACGACACUCUGGGAGACGACACUCUGGGAGACGACUCAGACGACACUCUGGGAGACGACUCAGACGACACUCUGGGAGACGACUCAGACGACACUCUGGGAGACGACUCAGACGACACGCUGGGAGACGACUCAGACGACACGCUGGGAGAUGACACAGACGACACGCUGGGAGACGACUCAGACGACACUCUGGGAGACGACUCAGACGAAACUCUGGGAGGCGACUCAGACGACACUCUGGGAGGCGACUCAGACGACACUCUGGGAGACGACAUAGACAACAUUCUGGGAGACGACAUAGACGACACGCUGGAAGACGACUCAGACGACACGCUGGGAGAUGACACAGACGACACGCUGGAAGACGACAUAGACGACACGCUGGAAGACGACUCAGACGACACGCUGGGAGGCGACACACUGGGAGACGACACGCUGGGAGACGACACAGACGACACACUGGGAGACGACACAGACGACACGCUGGGAGGCGACACACUGGGAGACGACACGCUGGGAGACGACACAGACGACACACUGGGAGACGACACAGACGACACACUGGGAGACGACACAGACGACACACUGGGAGACGACACGCUGGGAGACACGUUGGGAGACGACACGCUGGGAGACGACACAUACGACACACUGGGAGACGACACGCUGGGAGACGACACAGACGACACACUGGGAGACGACACGCUGGGAGACGACACAGACGACACACUGGGAGGCGACACACUGGGAGACGACACACUGGGAGACGACACAGACGACACGCUGGGAGGCGACACACUGGGAGACGACACACUGGGAGACGACACAGACGACACACUGGGAGACGACACAGACGACACACUGGGAGACGACACAGACGACACACUGGGAGACGACACAGGCGACACCCUGGGAGACGACACGUUGGGAGACGACACAGAAGACACGUUGGGAGACGACACAGACAACACGUUGGGAGACGACACAGACGACACCCUGGGAGACGACACAGACAACACGUUGGGAGACGACACAGACAACACGUUGGGAGACGACACAGACGACACACUGGGAGACGACACAGACGACAUACUGGGAGACGACACAGACGACACACUGGGAGACGACACAGACGACACACUGGGAGACGACACGUUGGGAGACGACACAGACAACACGUUGGGAGACGACACAGACGACACGCUGGGAGACGACACAGGCGACACGCUGGGAGACGACACAGAUGACACGCUGGGAGACGAUACAGACGACACUCUGGGAGACGACACGCUGGGAGACGACACAGACGACACACUUGAAGACGACACAGACGACACGCUGGGAGACGACGCAGACGACACGCUGGGAGACGACGCAGACGACACGCUGGGAGACGACGCAGACGACACGCUGGGAGACGACACAUACGACACACUGGGAGACGACACGCUGCCAAACCCCCUGUUUAUGCAUGAAAAGCGAAAGAAUGGCUCCUAA